AUGACUGCCAAAACCAAUGAUGGUACUCAGUCCUCUGUCAAAGCUGACAUUAGGCCCACUGCUAAAUCUACUGCUGGUGCUGAGGUAAUCACUAAAGCCAGCAUUAGUGCCGACUUUGCUGUCAAAAUCAGCAUCACAGAACUCUCCAAAGAAGUCUUCAGUCUUAAGGAGGCCUUGAAGGAGCAGCCGGCUGCCCUGGCCACCCCCGAGGUGGAGGCUCUCCGUGACCAGGUGAAGGGUUUACAGCAGCAGCUGCAGGAAGCUGCCAGGGACCACUCCAGCGUGGUGGCUUUGUACAGAAGCCACCUCCUAUACGCCAUUCAGGGCCAGAUGGAUGAAGACGUGCAGCAGAUUCUCAGCCAGAUUCUGCAGAUGCAGAGACUGCAGGCUCAGGGCCGCUGAGAAAGGCCGGGCCCAGUGGCCACCCUGACCACACCCACGCAGGGGCCUCACCCAGCCCCAUCCAGGCCCAUGCACUUGGAGGCCAGCCUGGGUCCCUGCCCCAAGGUCCCCAGCUGGCUCUAUCGCCCCACUUGGUCUCUGCACGCACAGACUGGUCAGUCUGGACCCAGGGCCUGACUGCCCCUCCUCUUCCACCAGAGAAUCUGUGAGUCCCUGUGUCCUCCACAUCCAGAUGCCAGCCCAGGAAUAAAGGCAUUCUGUGCACAGGA
Messenger RNA from Cebus imitator (Panamanian white-faced capuchin), 671 nucleotides. RefSeq names its product ankyrin repeat domain-containing protein 24-like. NCBI's taxonomy places the organism in Eukaryota, Metazoa, Chordata, Mammalia, Primates, Cebidae. Gene Ontology annotation, molecular function: actin binding. The record is from RefSeq and is a predicted model, not a curated record. The transcript is spliced from 4 exons. The coding region runs from base 1 to 402 and encodes 133 amino acids.